Messenger RNA from Elaeis guineensis (African oil palm), 3021 nucleotides. Its product is annotated as ubiquitin carboxyl-terminal hydrolase 2. Lineage: Eukaryota; Viridiplantae; Streptophyta; Magnoliopsida; Arecales; Arecaceae. Gene Ontology annotation, molecular function: cysteine-type deubiquitinase activity; zinc ion binding. Gene Ontology annotation, cellular component: cytosol; nucleus. The record is from RefSeq and is a predicted model, not a curated record. Gene Ontology annotation, biological process: protein deubiquitination.
AUGCUGUGCGAGGAAUGUUUUCUGGAGGUCUGCGGAGGGGAAACUGAAGAAAACUGCGAGCAAAUUGAGAAGGAAAAUGGAGUAGUGACCUGGGACCCAAUCUUGGAUUCUCGAAUCAUCUGGGUUUGCCUGGAUUGUGGACGUUACUUCUGUGGGGGACUGGCGAGUGGCUUCCAACCGCAUGGCCAUGCCCAUGAACAUGCAGUACUCAAGGGCCAUCCAUGGGCUGCACGGUCUGAUGAUCCUGGUCUUGUCUGGUGUUUUCAAUGCAAUUCAUUGGUCCAAAUUCCGGAGGAGGGGAUAGAGGAGGCAGAAUUGAUGGUGGAAGAUGAAGACGCGGGUUGCGCAGGUGUAGUGGAACCCGAGAAUGAAACUGAUGAUGAACCCAAGGAUUUGAUCAUAGGUAGAAGGAAAGCUUAUGUUGUUAGAGGGCUCAAGAACCUCGGGAACACAUGCUUCUUUAAUUCAGUCAUGCAGAAUAUUCUUGCAAUGGAUGCGUUCCGUGAUCAUGUAUUGAGCUCGGAAUGGCUUUUUGGGCCUCUUGCUAUGGAGAUGAAGAAUCUUUUUCUUGAAACAACUGCUGCUGAGGAUUAUGCACUGAGCCCAGCUGCUCUUUUUGGGUGCAUAUGUGCCAAGGCACCACAAUUUCGCGGUUAUCAGCAACAAGACAGCCAUGAAUUGCUUCGUUACUUGCUUGAUGGCUUGUGCACAGAAGAAAAAAUUGCAGCCACUUUUGUAUCUUCUGGUGGGAAAGAUAAGACCGCAGCAAAUUCAGAGGUUACUUUUGUGGAAACUAUCUUUGGAGGGAAAUUGUCUAGUACCGUUUCUUGUGUGGAAUGUGGGCAUACUUCAACAGUUUAUGAGCCAUUCUUGGAUCUUUCACUACCACUGCCUGCAAAAAAGCUUCCGUCCAAAAAUGUUCCACUUGCUGUAUCUAAUCAGAGUAAGAGCGAAGGGAAUGGACAUGAGAGGCCUGGAGGAGAGAAUGCCACCGAAGGAUCUCCAGCGAUUAAAAGGCAAAAAGCUGAAAGUUUCAGCCCUGCAUCAGAAUGCAAUGAAUCCUGUAUUCCACCAUCAGAGCAACCUGUUUCUGUGGCAGUGGAAGAAGCACUCAUGAGGAUAAAAUAUGAUGGACUGGAAGGUGCCAAUUCUGCUUCUCAAGUGUGUGAUGUUUCCAUAGUUCAAUAUGUUGAGAGUGGACUAUUCUUCCAGGGUGAGAAUAAUUCAUCAUGCACUUCAGACUCACAAACUGAGAUAUGCUCCAAGGAGAAAGUAACAUCUUUAGGAUUUUAUGGUGAGAACUCUGGACGAGAUGAGAACAUUUCUUCGUGUAUUCAAGAUUCUGGUUUUAUAGUACUUCCUUAUAAGAAGCGGGAUUCAACUCAUACUAAGAUAAACAGAAUGACUCAAAAUCAAGAAAAUGUGGCUUUUGCCUCUGCAACAGUAAAGGAAUGUAGUGCACAAAGCACAUAUGCCUGUUCUGGACAAGUUGACUUGGGUGUCUUUUCUAGUGUAUUUGAUGAGCCUGAGAUCACUUCUGAUUGCAAGACAGGAACUGCCACAGGUGAAGAUGUAAACAUUAUUUUGUGCGCCAACAGUGAGUCCAAUCAGAAUGAGGUUGAUGAUGCUGGUGGUGUGUUGUCCGUUGAAAGUUGCCUGGCCUUGUUCACCAAAACCGAGCUUCUUUCUGAUGAACAUGCAUGGCAUUGCGAACAGUGUUCUGGUAAUUCUCUACUUCAUAAUCUAGGAUAUAAAAGAAGCAAAAGCCAAGCUGGUACAAGUCUGGAUCAGUCAGAACCAUUAAACUCUCAAGUGGAUGGAAGUGAAGUCAGAAGUAAAAUGGCUUCACUUAGCCCAGAGACGGACAAUGAAAAGAUGGCACUUACACCUCAAAACCUUGUUUUAAAUGUGGAGACAGUUGUUAGUGCAUGCACAACCUGGGAUAUUUCCCAGAAUGCACUUGACCGUCCUGGGAUAUUGGAUAAUAAAACUUGCAAAUAUGGACAAGCUGGGAUCGGAAAGAGCUCAGAGUCAUUAGACCCCAUAUUAGUUGACCAAACUCAAUGUGAUGUUUCACAGAAGGAUGAAAAUUUUGCAGAAUCAAAUUAUACAUCCCAGUAUUCAUCAUGCCCUGCAGCUCCAGAAACUUCUUUGCGAGAGAGCCAAGGAAAUCUACAGAGUGAUUCUUGUAGCAUGAAUGAUCAGAUCUAUGUUAGUUGUGGUCAGCCAGCUCAGCCACCUGCCUCUAGUUGCUGGCGAGAUCACCCAGAGACAAUGUUGCAAAGCUCCUGUGAUAUUGACAGCUUUAGUGAAAUUAAUCAAAUAGGGAAGAACGGUUUGCAGCUGCUGGGUAAGGUUAAUGCUACAGAGGAUGCCAGGGGUCAUGAGUUGGAGCCCAAAAGCAGCAAGGUUAAGAGGGAUGCAACUAUAAGGGUUCUUAUUAGUGAAGCCCCACCCAUUCUAACAAUUCAUUUGAAGAGGUUCAAUCAAGAUGCUAAUGGUCACUUGAAUAAACUUAGAGGACAUGUUAGCUUCCAAGAGAUACUUGACAUAAGACCCUACAUGGACCUCAGACAUGCGGAGAAGCAGCGCUGCUAUCGGCUUAUUGGCGUGGUGGAGCAUUUAGGGACCAUGUUAGGAGGCCAUUAUGUUGCAUAUGUGAGAGGUGAGACAAGGCAAGGCAAGACCAAGAAUUGUGGUAGUCCUGCAUGGUUUGUUGCCAGUGAUGAUCAGGUGCGUGAGGUUUCUCUGUCUGAAGUCCUACAGUCCGAGGCCUACAUUCUGUUUUAUGAAAUAGUAUAAUGCGACAUUGAGUUCUUUGGUUCUGUCCCUGACAACAUACAUACAGAAAAGAGGAAAAUGAGGAAUACCCAGAAAGUUUAUAGUUACAAUUUUGUAUGCUUUAUGUAAAUCAGUCCCUAUAGAGUUCAUGGAAAUGUUUCCAGUGAAGUGGGGUUUUGUUUUGUUUUGUUUUUGUUUUUGCUCUGUUAAGCAGUGAACUGGUUCAUUGAAGUGACUGUA